AUGGUUAUCACCACAUCGCGAUACUUUCGGCAACCGACCCGCCUACGAAAUAAGGACAAUGAUUGGAAACUCGGAACAUGGAAUGAACCCGGACGAGUGAGUCUUUUAGCUCGCGAACUGCAGACGGUUGGAGUGAGCGUGGCUGCGAUUCAGGAGUUGCGGUGGCCUAGAACUGGAGAACGUGAAUUCAGGACGGUGAAUCCCAUCGCCAACACUUCCAUCAAAUACAACAUCUACUAUAGCGGCGGCGAAAAGACAGAACAUGGAGUCGGUUUCAUAGUGAUCGGCAAGCAGAUGAAGCGUGUUAUAAGGUGGAAACCGGUUAGCGAGCGAAUCUGUGUAUUGAAGGUACGGGUCAAAUUCUUCAACUACAGCUUGAUCAACAUCUAUGCACCGACAAACGAUAAACCCGAUUACGUGAAAGACGCGUUUUACGAGUGUCUCGACAAAACCUACGGAGAGUGCCCAAAGCAUGACGUGAAAAUUGUUAUCGGGGGCGCCAACGCUCAGGUCGGUAGGGAGGACUUUUUCCGUCCAAUCAUUGGUAAGGAGAGCCUUCACUCUGUGACCAAUGACAACGGCCUGAGACUAGUGACCUUCGCUGCAGCUAGAAUGAUGGCCUUCAGCAGCACUUAUUUUGCACGCAAAGACAUCCGUAAGCACACCUGGAUGCACCCGAAUGGCGAAACUUGCAAUCAAAUAUACCAUGUCCUGGUAGACGGCCGGCACUUCUCGAAUGUUAUAGAUGUGAGGACCUUCAGAGGACCAAACAUCGACUCUGAUCACUAUCUCGUUGUCAGUAAGAUUCGAACACGGUUAUCAACCGUAGCGAACUCAAGAACUCAGCGAUCGUUGCGUUUCAAUAUCCAGCGCUUCUCAGCAGAAGGUGUGACGGACGAGUACCGCCAGAAGCUUGAUGAGCGGAUAAGGGGAAUCAACGUAGACGACAACCUCAACAAUCUGUGGGAGUCAAUACACGGAGCGGUGAGCACAGCAGCGCGAGAAGUAAUAGGUACUGCUCAGAGACGACCCAGAAACGGUUGGUUCGAUUAG
Molecule: messenger RNA, 1053 nt
Organism: Topomyia yanbarensis
Lineage: Eukaryota; Metazoa; Arthropoda; Insecta; Diptera; Culicidae
Exons: 1
Coding region: 1-1053 (350 amino acids)
Source: RefSeq, a predicted model, not a curated record